Penicillium soppii is the source of this 1293-nucleotide messenger RNA. RefSeq names its product putative aminotransferase. The record is from RefSeq and is a predicted model, not a curated record. Gene Ontology annotation, biological process: biosynthetic process; amino acid metabolic process. NCBI's taxonomy places the organism in Eukaryota, Fungi, Ascomycota, Eurotiomycetes, Eurotiales, Aspergillaceae. Gene Ontology annotation, molecular function: transaminase activity; pyridoxal phosphate binding. The transcript has a single exon. The coding region runs from base 1 to 1293 and encodes 430 amino acids.
AUGACCCAGUCAGUUCUAUCUUGCCGGGCACAAGCUGUGGUCGAUUCAGGAUCAGAUAAUCCCUUUUUUGAUGUCAUUAGCGAUGUGUGGUGCCCAUCAAAGAACCCUAAGGGAUACGUCAAUGUGGGCGUGGCAGAAAAUACAUUGAUGCACGAUGAGCUAUUGAAGUUUCUCAACCAGAGGCUCGAACUCCCCGCUAAAUAUCUCACAUACAACGAGGGCGGAUCUGGCUCUUCCAGGUUGAAGAAAGCCAUCGCUUCAUUUUUGAAUAAUCACCUGAAGCCCUUCACACCGCUAGACCCAAGCCAUUUGAUGAUUACCAACGGCGUCUCACCUGCGGUUGAACAUGUUGCAUGGGCAUUCGCAGACCCCGGGGAAGGGAUUCUCCUCGGCAGACCAUACUAUGGGAUGUUCAUACCCGAUAUAUCACUUCGUUCAGGGAGCCCCGUCGUUCCCGUCAGCUUUGACGAGCAUGACCCUCUCAGCCUCGAGGGUGUUGAUAAGUAUGAAGAAGCAAUUUUGGAGUUCCAGCAGCGAACUGGCAAGAAAGUCAAAGCUCUGAUGCUUUGCCAUCCUCACAACCCACUCGGACGCUGCUAUCCCAGAGCAGUGCUCAUUAAGAUGAUGCAGCUUUGCCAGAAAUACCAAAUCCAUCUGAUCAGUGACGAAAUCUAUGCCCUUUCUACUUUCGAAAAUUCUGUCGAUACGCAUCCUCCACCUGUCAAGUUUGAAUCCGCCUUAUCAAUUGACCCAACCGGGAUCAUCGACCCUGGUCUAGUCCACGCUCUGUGGGGUAUGAGCAAAGACUUUGGUGCAAAUGGAAUGAGAAUCGGAGUUAUUAUUUCUCAAGCCAACCGAAACGUCCACAUGGCACUGCAGGGUACCGCUCUGUAUUCUCAGGCCUCUGGGAUCACGGAUCACUUGACAUCUCUCUUGCUUGAGGAUACUGAUUUUACCAACCGGUACAUUCAACAAAACCAACAGAAGCUUUCUGAGGCACAUGCAUACACGACGAAUUAUCUCAAACAGCACGGAAUUGAAUAUGCAACAGGAUGCAAUGCUGCUUUCUUCGUCUGGAUGGACCUGGGCAAAAGGUAUCACGAGCUCCAUCCCGAGGAGGACUGCGAGGACAUUGAGAAAACAGUUAUGCAGCGACUUUUGCAAAAGAAGGUGUUUCUGGCUACUGGCUUUCUCUUUGGGUCCGAGCAGAAAGGAUGGUUUCGAAUUGUUGUUACGCAGGGUCAUGAGCUACUGAGCAUGGCUUUGGAAAGAAUAGUUGCGGCACUUGAGUGA